Messenger RNA from Acyrthosiphon pisum (pea aphid), 1202 nucleotides. RefSeq names its product NADH dehydrogenase (ubiquinone) B16.6 subunit (gene ND-B16.6). The coding region runs from base 169 to 624 and encodes 151 amino acids. The record is from RefSeq and is a predicted model, not a curated record. The transcript has 5 exons. NCBI's taxonomy places the organism in Eukaryota, Metazoa, Arthropoda, Insecta, Hemiptera, Aphididae. Gene Ontology annotation, cellular component: respiratory chain complex I.
UUUUUUAUAUAUCCUCAUAAAACAUAUUGCUUUGAUCGUCUCCUAUCGACUUGUCCUUCAUAGCCUCGUAGGUAAAAAAGUAACGUCAUAAUUCAUAAAUCAUAUUAUACUAAAUCGUCUCGGUCUCUGUGUGCGGGUAAAAUAUUUUGAAAUAACUUGGAAGUAAUCAUGGCGACUGCAGAGCGUGUAAAACAAGAUAUGCCUCCAAAAGGUGGAUAUCGGAAGAUCAAUUUUGCUCGAGUGUUUCCUAAACCAUUUGCCAGUAGUAGAGCAAUGGUUGGUACAUAUAUAGUUUGCACUGGAGUUGGCUGGUACUUAUACCUUUUAAAUGACCGAUUAGUUGAUAAAUAUCAAGUUGAAUCACGUAGCUCACUGAUUGCUAUAACACCACUAUUAGAUGCCGAAGCUGACAGAGAAUAUCUAAAACAAUUAAGAAAAAAUCGUGAAACCGAAGAAAAAUUGAUGAAAAAUGUCAAAGGAUGGAAAACAGGUACUUUAUAUGGUGAGCCUGUAUACAAAACAGUAGAUAAGAAUGAACUCAUUGAACCUGGUUUAAAUGAGUAUUAUGUACAUGCUCCUGAUAAAGUAUUAUAUGACCGAGUAUACUGGCACAAAUAUCUAUAAACACGUAUGUGUGCAAUUUCUACAAGAAUGAGAGUCAUUAAAAUAUUUGUCGUCUUACAUGUGUUUAGAUUCAAUAAAACAGUGUAAUUUUUUUUUUUUUUUAGUAACAUAAAAAUAGAAAUAAUAAUUUAUGAUUGUUACAUAUUUUUAUUCGUUUAAAAUAUCUAAUUGGUAAAAAUUGAGGUUAAAAUAACAAAAUUAGUGUUUUUUUAAACUAAAUUGUUAUCCUAUAUUCAAUUAAAAUAAUAGAACCUUUGUACCAUGUCAAAAGUAAAUUUGUAUCAAAUUUAUAAAAAUACCUAUAAAUGAAUUCUUAAAAAAAUUAAAACAAACUUAUUUGUAUUAUGUAUUUUUAAAGGUUUGCUAACAUACAGUAUAUUGCUUCUAUUUAUAGUGAAUUGUUCAGACAAAUAUUUUUAAGGUUUUCAAUAGGCAUUAUUCUUUUACCUACAGCAUUUUUUCUUUUGAAAAGUAUGUUUUGGUUGAAGAUAUUAUUAUUAAUUUGAUAAUAUAAAUCUAUAAACACAUGAUUAAUAACUGCUGUAGUUGUAACAAUAAUAAAAAAAAUUAUAUCGUAA